AUAUAUCUUAGUGGAAGUACAUGCCGAACUAAUUUACGCCAAAUUCUUGGGAAUGAGUGCUAUAUUGUGUGCAUUGGAGGCACAGAAUAUUUACGCUCUCAUUAAAAUAGCAUAUCGUUUGCGAUUAUGUGUCAGUGCUUUCAAAGAAUGUAAAACAAUUCUGAGGACCCGAACCGUUUGGGAAUCGGAAACUUCUCGUCAACACAUAGAGGCCGGCGUACGACUGGCCAGUGGUUUACAACAUCUGUUAAUCAGUCACAUUCCACCAAAGCUGCUAAAAAUUGUCAAUUUUCUGGGUUAUAAAGGAGUGGAAAGCCGUGCCUUUCAAGAGUUAAGCCGAACAGCAUUUGAAUUGCCCGGGAUCAGUAGCAGGAUCGCUCAGAUUGUGCUCCUAUUCUACUGGAUUGCUGGACAACCCCAUGGAUGUCUCGGUCCUAAAGAGCAAUCUCUAGCCUUUAGCGAACAAAUUAUUGAUAAAGAAUUGAAAAGAUUCCCAAAAAGUUUACUGUAUAGGUUAGCAAAGGCUAAGUUGGAACAAAUCAGUGGUCGCAUCGAUUCGGCCAUUCAUUUGUUCAAAGAUUGUUUGGUUAAUAAUACUCUGGAAAUCAGUCACAAGAUCUUUCACAUGGAACUGGCCUUAUGUUAUGCACUCAAAUGCCAAUGGAGUGAAGCCAUUGAAAUGGCAGAACUGGUUCGCCAACAGUCUGUCCACUCGCCGGCAAUCAUCACAUAUAUUGUGGCCGUCUUUAGGUAUGCAAAGAGUGUAGACGACAGCGACCCCCGUAUGAAACAAACGGCCGCAGAAUUAUUUAAAGAAUCACGAAUUGAACGCGACUUCUCAAUACCUCCGCAAACAGUACUGGAGUUGGGAUUAAUAGAGUUGGAGCUCAAGAACUCGGAUGAGGCCAAGAGAUGGCUCAACAAAGUCAUCAAAGAUUACUCGACAUAUCUUCGCGAGAAUUUCGUUCACUUGAGAGUCUAUGCGGCGCUCAGAGAGCUCGGGAUCAGCACUGAUAAGGAGAACGAGGAUCAGUUGAAAAUGAAAGAAUAUGGAAAACAAUGGCUCCAAGACUUGGAAGUGGAAGAAAAUAGUUAUGAAAACAUUGUCAGAAACGAUAGAUUAAAACUUGAACUUCACUCAGAUUAACAAUAAUUUAAUUAUAGCAAUAAUUUCUAUUUACAAUGUUUGAAAUUAAAUUAUAUGAUCCUAAAUACCAUAUUCUUUCAGGGCAAGUUUGCAAUUUUCAUUGAUACCGGUAAUUUCAAUAAACUGUAAAAAUAAAACUAUGAAAUGAUUAAUUGAUAAACUACAGUAUAUUGUAAUAAAUUUUCAUUUAUUAAA
Oppiella nova is the source of this 1342-nucleotide messenger RNA. The record is from the annotation of a GenBank genome assembly. NCBI's taxonomy places the organism in Eukaryota, Metazoa, Arthropoda, Arachnida, Sarcoptiformes, Oppiidae.